AUGGAUUAUCGACGACUACAAAGUUUGUAUCCGCCGCGACCUUCGCCUUUAGGGACGUCGCAAGAACCUCGCGUCGAUCCUCCACGGCAAUUUUCUACGCCUUACUCCCCCCAUGAGUCUCUUCAACCCGAAACCGAUAAGCCGAGACCGUACCCUUCUUCUGCAAACUCCACUCCCUCCCCGUCGCAAAUUUACCAAUCGACCGCUUCACGCACAUCGCUUGCUUCGCUUCGGGGUGAAGCUCCCAGCGCAUACUUUGCUUCCCGACAAGGUCAGACACAACGACAUCGUCGACACGGGAGUCUUGAGACAAGGAACAAUGCACAGACACAUCGCAGGAAUAAUUCGCAGCCUCAAGAUGUUCGAUAUCGUGAAGGUAUGUUGUUUUUUUAUCGACUGGACGACAGCUCGGGAGCGCUAGUUCAGGUCAGGUUUAGCGUGACUAGAGGAGCCCCUGCCCCUUUUGGACUAGCGCAUGAGCUUCCGGAGUCACGGGUUCUCUUGAAUCGGGCCCUUGCUUUGCCAUCUUCCAUUUGCUUACUCGUCACAGUAGGACUUUUGAGUGCUUCAGUUAUGAGCAAUACACAAGAUACCGCGCGUCGUACUUCACAGGGCAGCAGCGGAAGUCCUGGUUUUCCUGGACAGCACGACCAAUCCACCGCGUAUGGAAAUCGUCAAAUGCCACCUCCUUCCCCUCCCCACUCCUAUCCCUCUCGAGCCCCGUCUGCCCAAUCUGCCCACACGCCUGGAGGGCCCCUAAUGUCGCGCGAUGGCUCUAACAGCCAGGCGCACCGGCCGGGAAGUAGCAUGUCAAUUUCUGCGAUGCUAGGCUCAGACCCGGAUCGACCUGCGCGAGAACCCGCGCGUGAAUCAGGGCCGUUCUUCUCGCGACCAUCGCCAUCAUCAAUAUUCAAUAAUGCACCACCGUCAUCUGGCCCGGCCGCCAUGUCCCCGCCAACUGCUCCGGCAAAACCAUCCCCGUUCGAAAGCUCCUUCUUUCGUCGCUCAAAUACGCCCGAAAAGCCGUUCUCCAGGACGCAAGGCUCCCAAGGUUCCCGCGCGUACCGAUCUGGAUCGGGCGGCGGUUCGAGUCUGUUGGGAGCCGAACAAUCGGUGUUUGCGGGAAUAACACGGUCAUCGUUAUCGCAGUAUCCUGAAAAACCACACUCCACACAUCCUUCGCCUCGAAUGUCCACAGCAGAGACGCCGUACACCGAGCCUCGUCGCAUGAGUCUGAACGGACCCAUCGCUAGACCCAGUAGCCAACCGCCCCAUGCGGAGGCACCUACACGGCCGCCGGGCUACAGCCCGAUCUCUCAGCCAGGUGGUGCUGCAGAUCGUGCAUUCGAGUCCGGGCGGCCUGCGUCUGGGUCGUACGCAGCUCAUGAUCCACAACAUGGUCGGUUUGGAAACAUGUUUGGCGACCGUCGCUCGGAGGAGACUGCACAGCGGGAUCGAGAACGUGCUUCAACACAUGCGCCCGAGGCCAAGUUGUCCCAGCCUGGAUUUCGAUAUGGCUCUCACUACGGCGAGCGCGACCCGCUCGAGCGUCACCAGAGCUCAACCUGGGACCACGCUCGCUCACACCCACCUUCGCCUGAGAAUAAGCGCUUCCUGGCCCCGGAGCAAGCGUCAAAUUUCGGAUUUGGGGCCAUCCAGAGCUACACCAAAUCCUUGGGAUCGCAACCUGGGGGAAACAGGCAACCCCAGGCUCCCUUGCAGUCUCCAAACCACCACCCCACGCCCCCGCCCCACGAUCCAUACAGACAACAAACGCAGCCUCCCCGUUUAGGGUCCACGCCAGCAAUCGCUGUAUCCACGGCCGCCGCAUCUUCUAGUCUAGCCGCUCUAGCCGAUGAGGGACGCCGCAAAGGAAGCGAUGAGCUUCUGCACCAUCGCAGCCUGCUGGCUGUUGGUGCAGAUGGUAAACGCGGUGGCCGUGCGUCCCCUCUCCCCCAGGCCGUCCAGGGUGCCCAGGCUCCUUUCAUCGGUGCUAGUGGUGAACCAGCCAUCAAGAAUGAGCUAGGCCGUGUCUUUUCGGGUAUUGGAAGUGGCGUUGGCGGCGUGACUGCCGCCACUGGUGGCAGCGGACACUCGACGCCGCUGGGAGCUAGUCCGUUCAAACGCGAUAGCCUGACAGGUCGCUCGAUGAACGGAGAUGGAAUGGACGAGGCGGCAAAGCUGGCUCGACCAUCCUCCGCAGCUGGCCGACGGUCGAGAAAAUUGCGAGAUGAAGAGCAGAUGGAAAUUGAGGCCAACGAUCCGCGCGGAGUAUUAUCAGCACGUAAUGCACGUCGCUCUCGCCAUGCCCACCACCACCAUCACCAUCACCACCAUCACCGCCACAAGGCAGAUGAAGAGGCCGCCACUUUGACCUCCCUUCACCGUCCUACAAACUUCUUCCAUCGAACUUCCCCAGCAGAUGCCUCUACCGGACAUCACCACCACCACCAUCACCAUCACCACCACGGCGCUAGACAGCCCACCAUCCCGGCUGCUUCUCCUAUCCGCGAGCCUCGCACUACCGUCAACAUAGAGCCAAUAGUGUCUAGUGUGGCCCAUUUACCUCGCCGUCAUCUCGGCUCAACGCUCUACACACCUCGUAUUGGCGCACCAACAGCCAAGUCUUCAUUGGAUAGCUCUAAAUUUGGAUACACAACAACCCCCCAGCCUCUUCCCCGAUUCGAACAGCGAGAGAACUGCACUUUCACUGUCCGCGUCCCUCGCUGGCGCAUCAACCACUCUCACCGAGAGGAGAUAUGCGCGCGCCGAGCUCUCUGGGGUACGGGUGUCUAUACCGAUGACUCAGAUCCCGUAGCAGCCGCCAUCCACGCCGGGUUCAUUCGCGGUGCCUGGGGCGACGAUGUUGACGAGUCAAUGCUCGAUCUUGAGAUCAAAGAUACCUACCACCACGCGCCUCCUCCAACCGAGGCCGAAGGCAAGAAGCCGGACUCUGACAAGACCCCACGCUUACCCCCGAUACCCCCAGCAGACAAGGACCUGCACAUUACUCUACUCAUCCUUCCCCGCGUGCAUCAAUACGACUCGACCUUACUCUUCGGCCUGAAGUCUCGUAAAUGGGACGGUCGCCAUGAUGGUAUGAGCUUCAAGGUUCAUGCCGUGGACUGGGUCGAUGAGGGUGUUGGUCGCGGGGAAGAACGCAGUGGCGAGGCUCGUCGUAAACGUCUUCGCACGCUUAUGCAGACCGGUCGCAUUUGCACGGGUCCUGCGAUGGCAAAAACGGACGAGCUUCGCCGUAGUGGUGUGCAGGUUCCUCGCUCUAUUGAUGGGCAAGACCAACCGGCUGCCGUGGGGCCUGUUUCUUAG
This is a messenger RNA of Penicillium soppii, 3327 nucleotides long. RefSeq lists its product as uncharacterized. The transcript has 4 exons. Bases 1 to 3327 code for a protein of 1108 amino acids. Lineage: Eukaryota; Fungi; Ascomycota; Eurotiomycetes; Eurotiales; Aspergillaceae. The record is from RefSeq and is a predicted model, not a curated record.